GAAAUCCUGGAUAGAAAAUACUUUCACCAAGAGGGAGUGCGUAUAUAUUAUACCAAGUUCAAAAGACCCCCACAGAUGCCUUCCAGGAUGUCAAAUUUGUCAGCAGCUUGUCAGGUGCUGUUGCGGCCGCUUGGUCAGGCAACAUGCCUGUUUUACUGCGAGUCUUGCUAUGAAAUACUCCGAUGUGAAGCUGGGUGAAAACUGUAAUAAUCAGGAAACAGAAGAAUGGUCAGUGGAAAAGCAUACAGAACAGACUCCUACCGAUGCUUAUGGUGUCAUCAACUUUCAAGGCGGCUCUCAUUCUUACAGGGCUAAGUAUGUGCGAUUGUCAUAUGACACUAAGCCUGAAGCUAUUCUGCAGCUUAUGCUUAAAGAAUGGCAGAUGGAGUUGCCGAAGCUUGUUAUAUCUGUACACGGGGGCAUGCAGAAAUUCGAACUUCACCCACGCAUCAAGCAGUUGCUUGGCAAAGGUCUUAUUAAAGCUGCAGUAACAACAGGAGCCUGGAUUAUAACUGGAGGAGUUAACACAGGUGUUGCGAAACAUGUUGGUGAUGCUCUCAGAGAACAUGCUUCCAGAUCAUCUCGGAAGAUUUGCACUAUUGGGAUUGCUCCAUGGGGAGUAAUUGAAAACAGAAACGACCUUGUUGGAAGAGAUGUGGUUGCUCCAUAUCAAACCUUGCUAAACCCACUAAGUAAGCUAAAUGUCUUAAAUAAUCUCCAUUCCCAUUUCAUUCUGGUGGAUGAUGGAACAGUCGGAAAAUAUGGAGCGGAAGUUAAAUUACGGAGAGAACUGGAAAAAACUAUAAAUUUGCAACGGAUCCAUGCAAGAAUUGGCCAAGGUGUUCCUGUGGUAGCGCUGGUAUUUGAAGGUGGACCCAAUGUCAUACUGACGGUUUUAGACUUCCUUCAAGAAAGUCCUCCCGUGCCGGUGGUAGUUUGUGAAGGGACUGGUAGAGCUGCAGACAUACUGGCCUAUGUUCACAAGCAAACGGAGGAGGGAGGGAAUGUUCCUGAAGGUGCAGAGUCUGAAAUAAUUUCAACCAUCAAAAAGACAUUUAAUUUUGGUCAAAGUGAAGCGGUUCAUCUGUUUCAGACAUUGUUGGAAUGCAUGAAAAAAAAAGAGCUUAUUACUGUUUUUCAUAUUGGGUCAGAUGAGCAUCAAGAUAUUGACGUUGCGAUACUUACAGCAUUGCUAAAAGGCACGAACGCCUCUGCAUUUGACCAGCUUGUCCUUACACUAGCGUGGGAUAGAGUUGACAUAGCCAAAAAUCAUGUUUUUGUUUAUGGGCAACAGUGGCUGGUUGGCUCUCUGGAACAGGCUAUGUUAGAUGCCCUUGUGAUGGAUAGAGUUGCAUUUGUGAAACUUCUGAUUGAAAACGGUGUAAGCAUGCACAAGUUCCUUACAAUUCCCAGACUGGAAGAACUUUAUAAUACAAAACAAGGCCCAACUAAUCCAACGCUCUUUCACCUUGUUCGGGAUGUCAAGCAGGGAAAUCUUCCUCCAGGCUAUAAAAUCAACCUGAUUGAUGUGGGGCUGGUUAUUGAAUAUUUGAUGGGAGGAACCUAUAGAUGCACCUAUACAAGAAAACGCUUUAGAGCUAUAUACAAUAGUCUCAGCGGGAACAAUCGGCGAUCUGGGCGAAAUCCUUCAAAUAAUACUCCUCAGAUGUGUAAAAGCCAUGAGCCUUUUGGUAACAGGGCAGAUAAGAAAGAAAAAAUGCGACAUAAUCACUUCAUCAAAACAGCACAGCCGUACAAACCAAAGAUUGACACUGGUGCAGAAGAGGGAAAAAAGAAAAGAACCAAAGAUGAAAUAGUAGACAUAGAUGAUCCCGAAACGAGACGUUUUGCAUAUCCUCUCAACGAGCUCUUACUUUGGGCAGUGCUAAUGAAGAGGCAGAAGAUGGCCCUCUUCUUCUGGCAGCAUGGGGAGGAAUCCAUGGCUAAAGCCUUAGUUGCUUGCAAAGUGUACCGUUCAAUGGCGUAUGAAGCAAAACAAAGUGACCUUGUUGAUGAUACUUCAGAAGAAUUGAAACAGUAUUCCAACGAGUUUGGUCAGCUGGCAGUUGAACUGUUAGAGCAGUCCUUCCGACAAGAUGAGACCAUGGCGAUGAAAUUACUCACCUAUGAGCUUAAAAAUUGGAGUAACUCGACUUGUCUGAAGCUAGCAGUGUCCUCAAGGCUUCGUCCAUUUGUGGCACAUACUUGUACACAAAUGUUAUUAUCAGAUAUGUGGAUGGGAAGACUGAAUAUGAGGAAGAAUUCCUGGUACAAGGUGAUACUGAGCAUUUUAUUGCCUCCUGCUAUACUGCUGUUGGAAUAUAAAACCAAGGCUGAAAUGUCACAUAUCCCUCAGUCCCAGGAUGCACAUCAAAUGGCAAUGGAUGACAGUGAAAACAACUUCCAAAACGCUGUAGAUGAAAUACCUAUGGAGGUGUUUAAAGAAGUAAGGAUCUUGGACAAUGCUUCAGAAAAGCAUGAUAUGGAGACACCAGCAAAGCCAAAAAAGCUUCCAAUUACCCAGAAAUUUUAUGCAUUUUAUCAUGCCCCAAUUGUGAAGUUUUGGUUUAAUACGUUGGCAUACUUAGGAUUUCUCAUGCUUUACACAUUUGUGGUGCUUGUGAAAAUGGAAGAAUUGCCAUCUGUUCAAGAGUGGUUUGUCAUUGCCUACAUUUUCACAUCAGCAAUUGAGAAAGUUCGGGAGAUUUUUAUGUCAGAGGCUGGGAAGAUUAAUCAGAAGAUUAAAGUGUGGUUUAGUGAUUACUUCAAUAUUAGUGACACAGUUGCUAUUGUCACUUUCUUCAUUGGGUUUGCAUUAAGAUUUGGAGCAAAGGGGAACUUUGGUGAAAAUACCUACAAAGAAAAUUAUGUUUUUGUUGCUGGAAGAAUAACAUACUGUCUCAAUAUAAUUUUUUGGUAUGUGCGAUUACUGGAUUUUCUAGCUGUAAAUCAACAGGCUGGCCCUUAUGUUAUGAUGAUUGGUAAAAUGGUGGCCAACAUGUUUUACAUUGUGGUGAUUAUGGCACUUGUACUGCUUAGUUUUGGUGUUCCUAGGAAGGCAAUACUGUAUCCUAAUGAAGCACCGUCUUGGACUCUUGCUAGAGACAUUGUGUUUUAUCCAUACUGGAUGAUUUUUGGUGAAGUGUAUGCAUAUGAAAUUGAUGUAUGUGCAAAAAAUUCUGAUGAAAAAGUUACUCAUCUCUGUGGGCCAGGAACAUGGUUGACCCCAUUUCUUCAAGCCGUCUACCUCUUUGUACAGUACAUUAUUAUGGUUAAUCUCCUUAUUGCAUUUUUCAACAAUGUUUAUUUACAAGUAAAGGCUAUUUCAAACAUAGUGUGGAAGUAUCAACGUUAUCAUUUCAUUAUGGCCUACCAUGAGAAACCGGUUCUUCCUCCACCACUUAUUAUUCUUAGCCACAUGGCUUCCCUGUUUUGUUGUAUAUGUAAAAGAAGAAAGAAAGACAAGACUUCAGAUGGGCCAAAACUCUUCCUGACAGAAGAAGAUCAAAAGAAACUUCAUGAUUUUGAAGAGUUGUGUGUUGAGAUGUAUUUCAAUGAAAAAGAUGAUAAAUUCCAUUCUGGAAGUGAAGAGAGGAUUCGAGUCACUUUUGAACGAGUGGAGCAAAUGUGCAUUCAGAUAAAGGAAGUUGGUGAUCGUGUCAACUAUAUAAAGCGGUCACUGCAGUCUUUAGAUUCACAGAUUGGCCAUCUACAGGAUCUGUCUGCUCUAACUGUGGACACUCUGAAAACACUGACUGCACAGAAAGCUUCAGAAGCUAGCAAGGUUCAUAAUGAAAUUACACGGGAAUUGAGCAUUUCAAAACAUCUGGCACAAAACCUCAUUGAUGAUGGCUCUCUAAGAUCUUCUGUAUGGAAAAAACAUAGCAUCGGAAAUGUUUUUGGUACUCUUCCUCAAGGAGGCCUUGAACGAAAUAAUGCUUUACUCUGUAACAUUUCUAUACGUGAUGACAAAGAAGGCCAACAUAAGACAAUUGGUCAGGAAUUAGCUCAAGUUCCCCGAAGAGAAGAAAUAAACUUUCAAGAGGCAGGUUCCUCAGGCAGUGCCUUAUUUCCAAAUGUUGUUUCUCCUCCAGAACUUCGUCAACGAAUACAGGCUGCAGAGAUCUCAAAAUCCAGUAGCAGGAGUAAAAAAUUAGGCAAUUCAUCCAACAGCAUGCCACAUGUAACAUCCCCAACAGCUAAAUUUUUUGUUAGCACGCCAUCUCGGCCCAGUUGUAAAAGUCAGUUGGAUUCUUCAAUAAAGCAUGAAGAGACUGUUUGCUCUAAGGCCACAGAAGGAGAUAAUAAUGUAGAAUUUGGUGCAUUUGUGGGUCACAGGGACAGCAUGGAAUUACAGCGGUUUAAAGAGGCAGCAAACAGAAUUAAGGAAAGGAGUGCUGAUAUUGAGGGUCUUCAAACUGACUCCAGUCUGAGGCAGUCUAGUUCUUGUGGUGGAUUUACUGACUAUCCCCUGAACCCUUUGGUGGUUCAUUCAGAAGAAUGUAAGUGUAGUAGAAGAGCAUCAAGUGAAGACACUCAGCAGAUAGACUCUAAAGCAGCCUUGCUGACGGAUUGGUUGCAAGGUAGACCUUCAAAUAGCAGUCAAAUGCCAUCUGAAGAAGAUGCUUUGAAUGGUAUUGCUUCUCCUUUCAAGCCUAUCAUGGAUAUCAAUUACUAUUACUCAGCGGUAGAAAGAAAUAACUUGAUGAGGUUAUCACAGAGCAUCCCAUUCACUCCUGUGCCUCCAAGAGGUGAACCGGUCACUGUGUAUCGCCUCGAAGAAAGUUCUCCCAACAUCUUGAACAACAGCAUGUCUUCCUGGUCACAGCUGGGACUCUGUGCUAAAAUUGAAUUUUUAAGUAAAGAGGAGAUGGGAGGAGGUUUACGUCGAGCCCUUAAAGUAGUAUGCACAUGGUCAGAAUAUGAUAUCUUGAAAUCAGGACAUCUUUAUAUCAUCAAGUCUUUCCUUCCUGAAGUUGUGAAUACUUGGUCAAGCAUUUAUAAAGAGGACACUGUGUUACAUUUGUGCUUGAGAGAAAUUCAACAACAGAGGGCAGCACAGAAGCUCACAUUUGCUUUCAAUCAGAUGAAGCCCAAAUCUAUUCCAUACUCUCCAAGAUUCCUGGAAGUUUUCUUGUUAUAUUGCCACUCUGCGGGUCAGUGGUUUGCGGUUGAAGAGUGCAUGACUGGAGAGUUUAGAAAAUAUAACAACAACAAUGGUGAUGAAAUAAUUCCAACUAACAUGCUAGAGGAGGUUAUGCUAGCCUUCAGCCAUUGGACUUACGAGUAUACACGAGGGGAAUUGUUGGUGCUUGAUCUGCAAGGUGUUGGUGAAAAUUUAACAGAUCCUUCUGUGAUAAAAGCUGGAGAAAAAAGGUCAUAUGAUAUGGUGUUUGGGCCGGCCAAUUUAGGAGAGGAUGCAAUAAAAAACUUCAGAGCUAAGCAUCACUGUAACUCCUGUUGCAGGAAACUUAAGCUUCCUGAUCUGAAGAGGAAUGAUUACACACCUGACAAGAUUAUCUUUCCUCAGGAUGAUUCCCCUGAAUUGACAAUUCAGCCUGGAAGCUGCACCAAAGAAUCAGAUUCAGCUAAUUCUAUUCGUCUGAUGCUCUAAAAUGAUGUGACCAAAUCAGUGGCUUCAUCCAAACUUCAUGGAAUGUCACAAAGUUGUCACUUAUCUUGUCUUCACUUAUAAGAAAGAUAUAUCAAAACAAGGAUCGUUGGGUUAUAAGUGGAAUUUUAGGUGGUCCAAAUCUGAGGACCUAACAACUUGUGAUAACCAUCUACAGAGAACAGCUUGGCAGCUGAUCAUUUUAGAAGGUUGAAUAAUGACAAGUAUUUAUGAUAUGUUUUUAAAGGGGCUUUUUAGCAGAAGGUUUAUUUUUAAUUUUGCUUUGGUUUAGUGGAGGAUUUCCUCUCUGUAAUCCUGUGGUGUGCAAUAUGCCUUCAACCAAAAGGAUUUUGGUAGUUGAUGUUUUUAAGGUAAAGUGUCUGUUUGGCAGCUGUCUGACUGUCAAUCAGCCAAAGACUGAAGGAGACAGCACCUACCUCUGUGAUGCCAGAGUACUCUCUGAGCAUUUUCAGAAGUGUUUUGCUAACGUUUUCUUGGCAGAUGUCUUUUUUAAGUGGACAGAUUCAGAUGAGGGGUGUGUGUGGGCACACCCAUGGGCUGAGGUUGAAGGCAGAAACUUGAUCUGUUCUGAGAGAGAGAGCAGGAAAGAGAGAGUCUCCUGAAUCAGGAUUCAGCUUCAGGGCCGUAAAGCUGUUUUUGUAUCGUUUGGGGUUUUUUGUGGACUAGAGCCCUAAUUGUGCAUAAUGUAAUUUCUUGUUUUAUACAUUUCAGUUUUAUCAAGUCACCGUCAAGAUAGUAAAAUGAACAAAGCCAUGAUAGACUGGUAUAAUCACAUUUAAUAGAAGAAAUAGUAUGUACUGGUCCAAAUAAGUUGCCUUGUAAGAACACAAGUUGGAAGUGCUUUUCUUUGUACGUAGUGACUGCUUCAGAAGUUAUGCCUUCCAAAGAUCUCGUAAAACCAGUAUAUCAAAACCGAAUGUACACAUAACUUUUAAAUGUAUUUAAAAUUGUGUAGAAACAUCUUUAAUGUUAUGUUAUUUGUGGUACUUAUUUAAGAGAGACUAGGGUUGGAUUAUCAUUAUGUAAAGUACGGGAGAUUGCAAUGCACCUUUAUGCCAAUAAAAUGUAAUUUAACUGUCCCAAAUAUUGUUGAAUAUUCAGCAA
Molecule: messenger RNA, 6736 nt
Organism: Tinamus guttatus (white-throated tinamou)
Lineage: Eukaryota; Metazoa; Chordata; Aves; Tinamiformes; Tinamidae
Source: RefSeq, a predicted model, not a curated record